GAGAUGGAAAUUGUUUCAGAUGGAUGUGAAAAAUGCUUUUCUAAAUGGUGACCUAGAAGAAGAAGUUUAUAUGAAACCACUUGCUGGGCUCCACCAUCUUCCAAACAAGGUAUGUCGAUUGCGCCGUGCAUUAUACGGGUUGAAGCAAUCCCCUCGAGCCUGGUAUGCAAAGUUUAGUGCUACUGUGAGUGAGUUUGGUUUUACUUCCAGUCCACAUGAUACAUCUUUGUUCAUCCGUAAGACUGCUCGGGGUAUGGUUCUUUUACUUCUUUAUGUUGAUGACAUGAUUAUUACUGGAGAUGAUGUCGUAGGUGUUGAGGAGUUAAAACAAUCUCUCAGUCAGAAAUUUGAGAUGAAAGAUCUUGGUGUUCUGAGCUACUUUUUGGGGCUUGAAGUGACCUCUUCAGAUGAUGGCUACCUGCUUUCUCAAGUAAAGUAUGCCUCCGAUCUUGUUUCUAAAGCUGAACUCAAUGAUGGAAAGUGUGUUUCUACACCUCUUGAACCUAAUGUCAAGCUUACACCUAUGGAUGGCUCUCCACUUUCUGAUCCUACUCGCUAUCGGCAAUUGGUUGGUAGUUUGGUUUAUCUUACUACGAUACGCCCUGAUAUAGCAUAUGCAGUUCACAUUGUUAGUCAGUUUAUGGCUGCUCCUCGCUCCACUCAUUAUGCAGCAGUACUUCGCAUUAUUCGCUAUGUUAAGGGAACAUUAUUUCAUGGACUCCAUUUUUCUGCCAACUCCUCCCCUGUGCUUUGCGCUUACUCUGAUGCUGAUUGGGCAGGUGAUCCUUUUGGUCGUAGAUCUACCACCGGUUACUGUCUUUUCCUUGCUGAGUAUAGAGCUUUCGGGGAUACCACAUCAGAACUUCUUUCAUCGCGGUGGCUUCUUGAAGAUAUGGGCAUUCCUCAACCUUCCUCUACUGAUUUAUAUUGUGAUAAUCAAAGUGCUAUACAGAUUGCUCAUAAUGAUGUCUUUCAUGAACGCACUAAACACAUUGAGGUUGAUUGCCACUUUAUUCGCCAUCAUGUUGCACAAGGAACUGUUCAUUUGGUUUUCAUUGGCUCCGCUGAUCAACCAGUAGAUCUCUUUACCAAGGCUCAUUUUCCUGGACGCUUUCGUACUCUUCUUUCCAAACUCAAGUUGAUUUCAUCACAAUCACCUUGAGUUUGAGGGGGGAUGUUAAGAUGUGAACAUAAUUAUAUAUAGAAUUAUUGUAAAUAUUUUAUACUUUAGAAUAUUCUCUUUAUAUACUUUAUACCUUAGAAUAUUCUCUUUGUAAACACCUAUAUAUAAGUCAUUGUACAUACAGUAUAAUUCAAGAAAGCAAUAAACCUUUCUUCAGAUA
Molecule: messenger RNA, 1343 nt
Organism: Rubroshorea leprosula
Lineage: Eukaryota; Viridiplantae; Streptophyta; Magnoliopsida; Malvales; Dipterocarpaceae
Source: the annotation of a GenBank genome assembly